This is a messenger RNA of Galleria mellonella (greater wax moth), 1554 nucleotides long. Its product is annotated as golgin subfamily A member 3-like. The transcript is spliced from 10 exons. Gene Ontology annotation, cellular component: centrosome. NCBI's taxonomy places the organism in Eukaryota, Metazoa, Arthropoda, Insecta, Lepidoptera, Pyralidae. The record is from RefSeq and is a predicted model, not a curated record. Gene Ontology annotation, biological process: regulation of cilium assembly. The coding region runs from base 159 to 1547 and encodes 462 amino acids.
GUAAAUCUGUAAACAUUUUAUUAUUUUUCGUAUUUAAAUUUUUCUUAUUUCUUAAUAAUAAUAUUAUUGUUAGACGGACUUUUAAACAAAUCAUUGUAUUUCAUAAUAAGUUAUAAUUUUCUAAAUUUAUAUUAAGUGAUAAAAUAUAUAAAUUUUUGAUGCCUCAAUCUGAUUUUUGGCCAUUCAUAAGAUCUAAGGCCGAAGAAAAUGUUAACGCGGAGUCAUCGUUAUUACAAAAGCAACUUGGAGAUAUGGAAGGUGAGGUCAAAGAAAUUCAAAUGGAAUUGGCAGCUAUAAAACGGGACAGAACAGAUUUACUUAAUAAAAAACAGGUCAAAGGAUUGGCGGGUUUUCAAGAUAUUACGGGUGAAAUUGGAAAUAUCAACGAAAAUAAACUUAUUGCAGAUAAUUGCGAUGAUUACCCGAGUUUCCCUGAUCACGAGGUUUCGAAACUUCGAGAGGAGCUUGUUAGGAUUAAGAACGUCGCUGAUCAAGAAAGAUUCCUCAGAGAAAAAUAUGAAACGAGGCUAAAAGAUUUAGAACUGAAAUUGAAUACCAUACGCUGUCCCGAUAUUAAAGCGGAUACUAAAGAGGUACAGAGAUUUUCUGAAGGGGAGGUUACUGCUAUGAAAAUGCAAAUUAGAGAUUUGAAGGAAGAAAUGGAGGAAAUGAAAAUAACUCUUGUUGAAAAAAAUGAACAAUUACAAGAAUAUCGCGUGAAGUAUCUCCAAGCCCAACAACAAGUGGAAGAGCUAAAAAGGCAACUCGAUGUUAUAGAGUUUGAUAAUAAACAUGUUUCAGAUCAAAUACAAAUAGAAAUACAGAAAAUGAAGAUGCAGUUUCAAGAGAAACUACAAGAGCUGGCACCUCUACCAGAUCUGCUCAAGGGAGCUCAAAUACAACUUCAAGAAGCUAAACAAUUACAGCGGUUAGCUGAAGACAGUUCGCACCAACUUUCCAAUGAGCUGUAUAGAGUUAAAGAAAAGCUUGUAAUAGCUGUAAAUAACUUUAAUCAAGAAAAAACAGAGAAAAUUAAGUUGUGCGAGGAGAAUAAACUGUUCAGAAUGUCAACAGAUGAAAAACAAAAAGAAAUUGAUGAAUUAGAUAAAAAGUUGGAUGAUUACAAGUGUCAAGUAUUGAGACUCGAAGAGAAAUUAUUGCAGCAAGAAAGUAGAUUUAAAGAAAAAACAACUGAAUGUACCCAAUUAUUAAGAGACUUAGAUGAAAUAAGACAGGAGAAUAAUCGAUCUCUAGUCCGUAAUAAAGAAAGAGCCGAUUCUAUGAGACGGUAUUUGCAAACUCAAAUAUCGGAACUUGAGAGGCAGUUGAUCCAAAAUCGAGCACAAUCUAGAGCUUGUCAGAAGGAAAGAGACGAGAUACGGCAACGCAUGCAAAUCCAAGUCAACAAUUUGCAAGAGAACUUUGAAUUAGUUGAAAUUCGACUUCGCGCCCUCCAAAACCAAGUAGUUUCAUUGAAGAACAGUUACACGGUCAUUUUGUCUGACGAAGACGAUAAUGAACUAAGCAAGAUUUCUGCUGCCACAUAAUUUUAUA